AUGUGGGUGGCACAUUUGCCAACGCCACAGGCGGCAGUGCAGAUGAAGCAGAAGGUUCACCAGGCGGUGAAGUUCGGGCAGCCUUUGAAGGACGAUCGUCAAGGUCGGGAGCACCAUCCCGAGAAAGCGGCCCAGCAGGGCUCGCAGGAGGCACAGGCGUCGAAGCAUUUGACUGGCUUGAGUCAGAAUCACUCGACAGACUGUCAUCGUCGGCAGUGGGAGGCGCACCCCGCCAGGAUCAACGGCACCAACACCACCUUCAAUCGGUUCACUCUCAAGCAGCUCGGAGUAAGGCACAGCCGGCUCGGCUUGAGGAGGCGCUUGUUCGAUCACAACUCCAUCGCGGGGUAUCGCGGGCUUGCGGCCCUGAACCUUAGACCUUCCGGUGGCACCAGUGAGAAAGGCUGGAGCCUUGAUGAAGCCUUGUACGAGGUCACCAGCAUACGCAGCAGUGACCUUGCCAACCUGCUGCAGCCUAGGAGGAAAGAAACCUUUGCCUUGCCAAAUUGCAAGUUCGAGUGCGGCAAGAUGCCGGCGCAGCCGCUGGAGCCUCCCCACAGCACUCCCACGCUGGUUCCCACGGACGCGCAGCCUGACGCAGGACUGGCCGCUCUGGAAGCAGCCGCCCCUCUCGCGCUUAACCAGGACGUCGAGCUCACGGCCAUCAUGACAGCCUGGCUUCACUGGGCUUCGGAGCGGGAUCUGCCCAAACGAAUCUUCGCCCACCUCUCGCAGAGCAAACCGGAUCAUCCGAUCCCGGAAGAAGACCAACUCCAGCUAAUCCGCAUAGCGUGCGAUGUCAUGGAGUGGGACUACGACUCCAUGACCCAAGCAGCCGACGGACAGCCUUUCCGCCUGAACCUGCUGCAAGCCUUCCUCGAGGACCCCGACAAAGACCUUCCAGCCCAUCUCCGGGUCGGCGUCCACACGGGAGUGUUCGACGAAAUCCAGCCCUCGGGGCUUUGGCCCCUUGCCAAAAUCCAGCCCCUUAGCUCUUCGGGACUCGAAGUCUGUGAGGGCAAUUGGAAGCCUGCCAACGCCGACCCAGACACAGUCCGUAGCCUUCUCGCAGACGAGGAAGCGGAGGGCUAG
Molecule: messenger RNA, 1092 nt
Organism: Symbiodinium sp. CCMP2592
Lineage: Eukaryota; Dinophyceae; Suessiales; Symbiodiniaceae
Source: the annotation of a GenBank genome assembly